AUGCAGUUCGCCCUCACUUGGACUUUGCUAGCUGCUGCCGGUUUGGCGGCAGCUUCCCCGACAGUAUAUUUGAUCCGCCACGGCGAGAAGCCCAGCGAUGGCGGUAACGGACUGAAUGCACAAGGCCUUGAACGUGCCCAGUGCCUUCGAUCUGUGUUCGACAAGAGCUCCGAAUACAACAUUGGACAUAUUAUGGCGCAAACGCCAAAGAGCAAUGGCAAGCGGGCUCGCCCAUAUGACACUGUUGAGCCACUGGCCGAGGACUUGGGUCUCACCGUCGAUACCUCGUGCGACCGUGAUGACUCGAAGUGCGUCAAGGAAGUGGUGGAUGGAUACAGCGGGGAAGGAAAUAUCCUGAUCUGCUGGGAGCAUGAUGCUUUGACUGAUAUUGUCAAGGAGUUGGGCGAUAAAGAUGCACCAUCGUAUCCCGAUGACAGCUUCAACAUUAUUUGGACCGACCCGUCGCCUUAUUCUGAGAUCACUGCGGAGACGAGCGAGAACUGCGCUGGAUUGGAUGACUGA
This is a messenger RNA of Penicillium olsonii, 522 nucleotides long. The record is from the annotation of a GenBank genome assembly. NCBI's taxonomy places the organism in Eukaryota, Fungi, Ascomycota, Eurotiomycetes, Eurotiales, Aspergillaceae.